AAUCAUAGUCAAGUGAUAUUAGGAAUAUAUCAUUCACUUACAUGUAUGGGUAGAUUGUGUUUGAUGCUUAUGAGAAGAUUACACGAGAGAUGCCACGACUGUGCUUCAGUUCAUAAAUGGCUGUGUUGCAGAGUCCAGAGUUGCAAAGGAUGUGGGAGGAGAGAGAGCGCCUCAUCAUGAGGGUCAACGCUCUCGAGAACUCCAAUGAAGAGUUGCAGCGUGCCAAUGCCUUGCUGGAGAAGGAAGCUGCCCGGCAAAGUCGUGACUGGAAAAAACGCCUGCUGGAUUGCCGCAGCUUAAAGGAGCACGCCGAAGAGUACGCAUAUGAACAGGAGCAGCGGCAUAGCGCCCUUCUUGCCCGCGCCACUGCUGAGGUGGAGGCAGCUCGCAGAGAGCGCGACUACUGGCAGAUGCGCCACGGGCUACUCGAGGAAGCUCUGCAGGAGCGUGAAACUGAGCUGCAGCAACAAGCUGUAAGUUACAUCAACUCUUCUUUUUUUCUUGCUGAAAUGAGUGGCUAUGCCCACCUCUCACCUCCAUUAUUAAAAUAUGAUUAUUGGUCAGCAAGAUUCUUUGUGUUGCAAUUAGUUCACCAACGCAUCAUUCAGAUAGAGAGGGUUGGAUAAAAUUAGGGAAAUGCUUUACAUUCAGACGACAUAAUUUUUAAAGUAAUUUUUCCCAGAGGUAAUUCUU
Hyalella azteca is the source of this 693-nucleotide messenger RNA. RefSeq lists its product as uncharacterized. The record is from RefSeq and is a predicted model, not a curated record. The transcript has 3 exons. Lineage: Eukaryota; Metazoa; Arthropoda; Malacostraca; Amphipoda; Hyalellidae. The coding region runs from base 117 to 626 and encodes 169 amino acids.